AUGUAUAUCGCCGAACUAUUCAAGGCCCUCUCUAACGAGGCUGUCACGAGGCCCUACCAGACCGCGGUGACGAGUGUUCUCGUGUCGUUCCUUGCUUACAUUAUCGUCAACGAGUACGUGGCGAGGAGCGCUAGGUUAGCCGCCUUCGAUGGACCGAAGAGACUCCCUAUAGUAGGAAACCUCUAUCAAUUGAGGUCGAAUGCGGCAGAGAAGUAUCGAGAGUGGGCAAAGACAUAUGGACCAGUAUACCAGAUUCAACUUGGCAACAUUCCCAUCCUCUUGGUCAAUAGUGCCUCCGCCGCGAGAACUGUCUUUGGAACAAACUCGUCAGCCACUGCUUCUCGGCCUGAAUUCUACACAUUCCACAAGCUCGUUUCCAACACCGCAGGUACCACGAUUGGUACAGCUCCAUACAACGAAUCUCUUAAGCGAAGAAGAAAAGGAGCUGCUUCUGCCCUCAACCGACCCGCCGUCGAAACCUACAUCCCCCAUCUGGAUCUCGAGACCAAAGACUUUGUUACCGAAGCCUACAAGUUCGGAAAAGCUGGAACGCAAGAGGUCGAUCCGCUACCUCUGGUCCAGCGGCUGAGUCUCUCUCUGGCUUUGACGCUGAACUGGGGAACACGCAUGCCCAGUUCUGAUAGCGACCUGCUUAGGGAGAUCACCCACGUCGAAGUCGAGAUCAGCCGAUUUCGAAGCACCACGGACAACUUGCAAGACUACAUCCCACUGCUGCGCUUAAACCCCUUCUCAUUCGGGCACAAAAAGGCUGCAGAGUAUCGUAAUCGUCGAGAUGCAUACCUGGGCAUGCUGAACCGCGAUCUUGAGGAGCGGGUAAGCAAGGGAACUCACAAGCCUUGCAUUCAGGCAAAUAUCAUGCUAGACCGAGAGGCCAAGCUCAACGACGUGGAGAUGAUGUCUAUCAGCCUCACUAUGCUGUCCGGUGGAUUCGAGACUUUCUCAACGGUGACUACCUGGGCUAUCGCCUACCUUGCAACGCACCCAGAGAUCCAGGACAAGGCGUACAAGGCCAUCUCAGAUUUGCAUGGCCCCGAGUCUCCUCUAUGCGAUCCUGACGAUGACCAGAAGUGUGACUAUGUCCGCGCCCUUGUGCGGGAAAGUUUGAGGCAAGCAAACGUCUCGCCUAUUCUUCGCUUAUCCCUGCCUCGGGCAACCAACAAAGACUUCUACUACGAGGGAAAGUUUGUACCAAAAGGAACAGUAGUGUUCCUAAACUCCUGGGCAUGCAAUAUGGAUGACGAGCUCUGGGAGGACCCCGAGAUAUUCCGUCCCGAGCGCUGGCUAGAGCAUCCUGACCAUCCCAUGUUCACCUUUGGAGUGGGAUACCGCAUGUGUGCAGGCUCACUGCUAGCAAACCGCGAGCUAUAUCUCACCUUCAUGCGCAUGAUAGCUAGCUUUGAACUCUCUACAAGAGAUGAGAUCGACACUAACCCGUUGACUGGGGUUGAAGACUUGACUAGUCUUGUGAGCACCCCGAGAAAGUAUCGUGUCACCUUCAAGCCGCGAAACGAUGCAGUCUUGAAGGCUGCGAUUGCGCAGGGGUUUGAUGAAUAA
Molecule: messenger RNA, 1575 nt
Organism: Fusarium oxysporum Fo47
Lineage: Eukaryota; Fungi; Ascomycota; Sordariomycetes; Hypocreales; Nectriaceae
Product: cytochrome P450
Exons: 4
Coding region: 1-1575 (524 amino acids)
Molecular function (GO): monooxygenase activity; heme binding; iron ion binding
Source: RefSeq, a predicted model, not a curated record